AUGUCUCCCUUAACUAGAACCGUAGCUAUAAAGAAAACGGUUAAGGUUCUAUCUAAAUGUCAAUCUGGUAGAGAAUACACACAGAAGUUUCUCCAACGUGCAUAUUCAACAUCACAUGCCAACAGCACAUACUAUUCAAGGACAAAGCUAUUCAUAUCAUCACAUUCUAAAGCUCUAAACAUUGCUCUACUAAGCGGGUCCCUACUGUUGACCUACUCCUACUAUUCCCCUAAAAAGAUCCUCUCCCUUGAUACAAUUAACGGAAUAAAAGAUUAUUCUACAAAUACUAGUGGUAACAUUAACAUGCCGUCACCUAAUCCAAAAGGAACAGAGACACAAAAGAGUCAACGGUCUCAGAAUGACCAAUCUGUUCUUAUCUUGAACGAUUCUAAAAUAGAGGCUAAACUACAUGAUAGAGAGGAAAGCCAUUUUGUUAACCGUGGCACUGGUAUAUUCAGGUAUGAUGUGGCACAGUUGCCCUCUAACCAUCCAAUAGAAGACGAUCACGUAGAACAAAUCAUUACCAUUCCGAUAGAAAGUGAGGAUGGCAAGUCCAUAGAGAAGGAUUUGUAUUUUUUUGGAAUUUUUGAUGGACAUGGUGGUCCUUUCACUUCGGAAAAAUUAUCUAAAGAUCUAGUCCGUUAUGUAGCGUAUCAAUUAGGUCAGGUAUAUGACCAGAACAAAACGGUUUUCCAUUCCGACCCCAACCAAUUAAUCGAUUCUGCAAUUUCGAAAGGUUUUUUGAAACUAGAUAAUGAUCUUGUAAUCGAAUCGUUCAGGAAGCUGUUUCAAGAUCCAAACAACACAAAUAUUGCAAACACUUUACCAGCGAUUUCUGGUUCUUGUGCACUAUUAAGUUUAUACAACUCCACUAACUCAAUUUUGAAAGUGGCUGUCACUGGAGACUCAAGGGCUUUAAUUUGUGGUUUGGACAACGAGGGCAAUUGGACGGUAAAGUCGCUAUCCACCGACCAGACCGGUGAUAAUUUGGAUGAAGUACGGAGAAUUAGGAAAGAACAUCCAGGAGAACCAAACGUUAUAAGAAACGGAAGAAUAUUGGGUUCAUUACAACCAUCCAGGGCAUUUGGAGACUAUCGCUACAAGAUCAAAGAAGUCGAUGGAAAACCAUUAUCGGAUUUGCCUGAAGUUGCCAAACUUUAUUUUAGAAGAGAGCCAAGGGAUUUCAAGACACCCCCAUAUGUCACUGCGGAACCAGUGAUUACUUCUGCCAAAAUUGGUGAGAACACUAAAUUUAUGGUGAUGGGUUCGGAUGGUUUAUUCGAAUUACUAACUAAUGAAGAAAUUGCUUCCUUGGUUAUCAGGUGGAUGGAUAAAAAUAUGAAUCUGGCACCUGUGAAGGCAGAACCGGGGAAAUUACCAAAAGUUAUCGAUGUAUCUGAAGACAAGGAAGCACAAAGACCGGCAUUCAGGUACAAGGAUAAUAAUUCGAGCUCACCAUCAGGAUCAAACCCAGAGUAUCUUAUUGAAGACAAAAACGUCGCCACUCAUUUAAUUAGAAAUGCAUUAAGUGCGGGCGGAAGAAAAGAAUAUGUAUCGGCAUUGGUAAGUAUACCAUCGCCGAUGAGUAGAAGAUACAGAGAUGACUUGACAGUAACAGUGGCGUUCUUUGGUGAUUCUGGAACACCCUCAAUUGUCUCCAAUGCUACUUCAAUAGUUAUGAACCCGGAGGCAACAACAAAGCCAAAACCUAGAUUAUGA
This is a messenger RNA of Saccharomyces cerevisiae S288C, 1719 nucleotides long. It is a transcript of the gene PTC5, whose product is annotated as type 2C protein phosphatase PTC5. Gene Ontology annotation, cellular component: mitochondrial intermembrane space. The transcript has a single exon. Bases 1 to 1719 code for a protein of 572 amino acids. Gene Ontology annotation, molecular function: cation binding; [pyruvate dehydrogenase (acetyl-transferring)]-phosphatase activity; protein serine/threonine phosphatase activity. The record is from RefSeq and is marked reviewed. NCBI's taxonomy places the organism in Eukaryota, Fungi, Ascomycota, Saccharomycetes, Saccharomycetales, Saccharomycetaceae.